Messenger RNA from Aureobasidium namibiae CBS 147.97, 4794 nucleotides. Its product is annotated as AROM pentafunctional protein, ARO1. The record is from RefSeq and is a predicted model, not a curated record. NCBI's taxonomy places the organism in Eukaryota, Fungi, Ascomycota, Dothideomycetes, Dothideales, Saccotheciaceae. Gene Ontology annotation, molecular function: 3-dehydroquinate synthase activity; shikimate kinase activity; 3-phosphoshikimate 1-carboxyvinyltransferase activity. The transcript is spliced from 2 exons. Bases 1 to 4794 code for a protein of 1597 amino acids. Gene Ontology annotation, biological process: aromatic amino acid biosynthetic process; chorismate biosynthetic process. Gene Ontology annotation, cellular component: cytoplasm.
AUGUCGGACAGCUCAAGUGCAAGCGAGCCCACACGGGUCUCGAUCCUGGGCAAGGAAUCCAUCAUCAUUGACUACGGACUCUGGAAGAACUUCGUUGUACCCGACCUGCUGGAGAACGUAUCCUCGGGCACCUACAUCCUCAUCACUGAUACCAACAUUGGCGCCCUCUACACACCCACUUUCGAGGCCGCCUUCAACGAACACACCUCGAAGCUUGACAAUGCGCCGCGACUUCUUACCUACCAGGUUGCGCCCGGCGAGAGCUCCAAGAGCAGAUCGACAAAGGCCGCCGUCGAAGACUGGAUGCUCUCGCAGGGUGUCACCAGAGACAGCGUUGUCAUCGCCCUGGGCGGAGGUGUCAUCGGCGACAUGAUUGGCUUCGUUGCCGCUACAUACAUGCGCGGUGUGCGUUUCGUUCAGGUUCCCACCACCCUUCUGGCCAUGGUCGACUCUUCCAUCGGUGGCAAGACUGCCAUUGAUACUCCUCUGGGCAAGAACCUGGUCGGUGCUUUCUGGCAGCCUCAACGCAUCUACAUCGACCUCCAAUUCCUCGAGACUCUUCCUAAGAGAGAGGUCAUCAACGGUAUGGCAGAAGUUGUCAAGACUGCUGCUUUCUGGGACGAGGCAGAAUUCGCUACUCUAGAGGAGAACGCCGACGAGAUCAUGAAGGUUCUGGACGACAAGACCAAGAAGGGCCAAGGCAGAUUCACAGAGAUCGCCCAUAUCUUGAAGCGCAUUGUCCUUGGUUCUGCUCGCAUCAAGGCUGAGGUCGUUUCUGCUGAUGAAAGAGAGGGUGGCCUACGCAACAUCUUGAACUUUGGUCACUCGAUCGGCCACGCCAUCGAGGCCAUCUUGACUCCUCAGAUUCUGCACGGCGAGUGUGUCGCUAUUGGAAUGGUCAAGGAAGCCGAACUGGCUCGUCACUUGGGCGUUCUUGCUCCUGGUGCUGUCGCUCGUCUGUCCAAGUGCAUCUCGAGCUACGGCUUGCCCACUUCGCUCGAAGACAAGGUUGUUCGCAGAAGAACCGCCAACAAACACUGUCCUGUCGACCGUCUGAUCUCCAUCAUGGCUGUUGAUAAGAAGAACGCAGGUGGCCAGAAGAAGAUUGUCCUUCUUUCCGCUAUUGGCAAGACCUAUGAACCAAAGGCUAGCACUGUGGCUGACAAGGAUAUCCGUAUCAUUCUUUCUCCCAGCGUGCUCGUCCAUCCUGGCGUCGACAGUUCUCUCAACAUCUCCUGCAAGCCUCCAGGCUCAAAGAGUAUCUCCAACCGCGUGCUGCUCCUUGCUGCUCUCGGCUCUGGGCCCUGCCGUAUUACCAACCUGCUACACUCUGAUGAUACUCAGGUCAUGCUUACAGCUAUCAACAAGCUCGGUGGAGCAACUUACUCGUGGGAAGACAAAGGUCGCGUCCUUGUACUCAAUGGAAAUGGUGGUGAGCUCAAGGCCAGCUCCGACGAGCUCUACCUGGGCAAUGCCGGCACUGCCUCUCGCUUCUUGACUACUGCCGUUUCCCUCGCUAAGCCGUCUUCUGUCAAUCACACCAUCCUGACCGGUAAUGCUCGUAUGCAGGAAAGACCUCAAGGUCCCCUUGUCGAUGCUCUUCGCUCCAACGGUGUCGAGAUCGAGUACAUCGGCAAGCCUGGAAGCCGCAGUCUUCCUCUUCGUAUCGCCGCUGCUGGUGGUUUCGAGGGUGGCGUCAUUGAGCUUACUGCCAAGGUGUCUUCGCAAUAUGUUUCAUCUAUCUUGAUGUGCGCUCCUUACGCCAAAAACCCUGUGACUCUCCGUCUCGUCGGUGAUAAGGUCAUCUCCCAACCUUACAUCGACAUGACGAUUGCCAUGAUGGCUCAAUUUGGUGUUCAAGUCGAGAGAUCUAACACUGAAGCCAACGUCUACCACGUUCCUCGCAGGGCAUACACCAACCCUGCUGAAUACGAGGUCGAGAGUGAUGCCAGUUCUGCAACUUAUCCUCUUGCAAUGGCCGCCAUUUCUGGCACUACAUGCACAGUUCCUAACAUCGGCUCAAGCUCUCUUCAGGGCGACGCACGCUUUGCUGUAGAGGUACUACGACCAAUGGGGUGCAAGGUCAAACAGACUGCCACUUCUACCACAGUCACUGGCCCUCCCGUAGGCGAACUCAAGCCAUUGCCCGAAGUCGACAUGGAAACCAUGACCGAUGCUUUCCUUACCGCUUCUGUACUCGCUGCAGUUGCCAAGCCUAAUGCAAACGGCGCUACUACCCGCAUCUUGGGUAUCGCCAAUCAGCGUGUCAAGGAGUGCAAUCGUAUCAAGGCCAUGAAAGAUGAACUCGCCAAGUUCGGUGUUACAUGCAGGGAGCUCGAUGACGGUAUCGAGAUUGAUGGUCGCGGCUUCGACCUACAAGAAGCACAGGGUGGCGUCCACUGUUACGACGAUCAUAGAGUCGCCAUGAGUUUCUCCGUGCUCUCCACCAUGGCUGCCAAGCCCACUCUUGUUUUGGAAAGAGAGUGUGUCGGGAAGACUUGGCCUGGGUGGUGGGACCAAUUGUCUUUGCUCUUCAAGGUCAAGCUGGAAGGUGUUGAACCAAAGUCAUCACACUCUGCUGGUCACUCAGUCUCCUCGAGUAACCAGAAAUCAAUCUUUAUCAUUGGAAUGAGGGGUGCUGGCAAGACCACUACGGGCGGCUGGGCUUCUCGUCUCCUCGACUGGCCUCUGAUUGAUCUCGAUACAGAGUUGGAGCGAACUGCUGGCAUGACUAUCCCCAACAUUAUCAAGGAAAAGGGCUGGGAGGGCUUCCGCGAGCUUGAACUUUCCCUCCUCAAGACUGUGAUGAAAGAGAAGCCUACUGGCUACAUCUUUGCUACAGGCGGUGGUAUCGUCGAAGCAGCCGAGGCUCGUGACAUUCUUACAUCCUAUCAUAAGAACGGCGGCAACGUGCUCUUGGUGACUAGAGAUAUCAACCUUGUCAUGAACUUCUUGCAGAUCGACAAGACACGUCCAGCUUACGUCGAAGACAUGAUGGGCGUGUGGCUCCGCAGAAAACCUUGGUACGAGGAGUGCAGUAACUUCCACUACCACAGUCAGACAGUUGAGUCGAUGGACGGUGCCAAAGCCAAGAACACAAUCGAAGACUUCGGCAGCUUCUUGAGACUACUCACUAACCGUGAGUGUGCUUUGGAGCGCCUAAAGAGGAAGAAGGAGUCAUUCUUCGUCUCGCUGACCAUCCCGACGGUUGCUCCAUUCUUGUCUCGCCUCAAUGAGAUCUCAUUCGGAGUUGAUGUUAUCGAAUUCCGUGCGGACCUCUUGCAAGAUCCAUCUACAACUGACGGACGCCCGAGCCCCGAGUUCCUUGUCGAGCAGCUUGCCGCUUUGCGAUCAGGCAGCUCUUUGCCCGUCGUCUUCACUCUCCGUACAAAGGCCCAGAGCGGACGCUUCCCUGACGGUGCUGACGAAGAGGCAAUCAAGCUCUACCGAGUCGCACUUCGUAUGGGCUGCGACUUUGUCGAUGUAGAAUUGACCUCAUCGCCGGAGCUCAAGGAGUUUGUCAUUUUGAACAAGCGUAACAGCAAAAUCAUCGCAUCUCAUCAUGACCCCGCUGGCAAGCUCUCAUGGGCUACCGGUGGCAGUGCAUGGAUGCCGCACUACAACGCUGCGCUGGAAUAUGGAGACAUCAUCAAGAUUGUUGGUACCGCAAAGUCUUUGGAGGACAACUUUGCGCUUGCAGAGUUCAAGGCUUGGGCAGCAAAGACUCACCCCGAGAUUCCGCUCAUCGCCCUCAACAUGGGCGAGCACGGUAAGCUCAGCCGUAUCACGAACCGCUUCAUGACUCCGGUCUCAUCUCCUGCACUGCCUGUUGUGGCUGCUCCUGGCCAGCUUUCAGCCGCGGACAUCCGUCGCGGUCUUAGCCUGAUCGGCGAGAUUGAACCUAAGAAGUUCUUUCUGUUCGGUUCGCCUAUUUCUCAGAGCCGAAGCCCUGCCCUUCACAAUGCUCUCUUUGCACAGUCGGGACUUCCGCACGAGUAUGGCUUGUUCGAGACUACCGAGGCAAAAGACAUUGAGAAGACCAUCCGCGCCCCUAACUUUGGUGGUGGCAGUGUGACGAUUCCGCUCAAGCUGGAUGUCAUGGGGUUGCUUGACCACGUCGACCCAGCCGCCAAGGUCAUCGGUGCCGUCAACACCAUUGUACCUACCCAGACUGAUGACGACAAGACUAUCUUGACUGGCUACAACACAGACUGGCAGGGCAUGACUAUCGCCUUGCAGUUCGCUGGAGCUGAAGGUAACAACGGUGUGCUGAAAGAGGCAGCCAUGGUCGUUGGAGGUGGUGGUACUGCACGCGCCGCCAUCUAUGCCUUGCACAAGAUGGGUUACAGCCCGGUCUACCUGGUCGGCCGUAACACGACCAAGCUACAGACUUUGGCUGAUUCCUUUGACGCAUCCUUCAAUAUCGAGGUCCUGAGCGACACUGAGCAAGUUUCCAAGCUGUCAGUCGACAGACACCCAGUUGUAGCCAUCGGCACCAUCCCCGGCGAUUCACCAAUCGAUCCUGCAAUGCGCGAGACUCUGUGCUCGUUGUUCGAGGCCGGCAACAACCCUCGCGAUAUCCCUGGUCCCGAUGACAGAGCCAAGGUCCUUCUUGAGAUGGCCUACAAGCCGCGCGUGACAUCGCUGAUGCAACUCGCUGACAACAGCGGUUGGAAGACUGUCCCCGGCCUCGAGGCUCUGGUUGGACAGGGCGUCCACCAGUUCAAACACUGGACUGACAUCACUCCUCUGCACGACUUCUCCAGAAAGGCUGUACUUGGUGAUGAGGCAUAA